CGGGCGCAGGCGCAGAUAGCACAGGCCCGGGCCUCCCUUCGCUGGUCCAGCGCAGCCCGUCACGCUCCGGCCUCGCCUGCUCAUGGAGGGGCGCGCGAGCCCCCCGGCCGAGGCCCGCGCCCUCCCCGCGGCGCCCGUGCUGUUCCGCGGCCCCGUGGAGCCGCUCGUCUUCCUCGCCAACUUUGCCCUCGUCCUGCAGGGCCCGCUCACCACGCAGUACUUGUGGCACCGCUUCAGCACCGACCUGGGGUACAACGGCACACGCGAUCGGGGGGACUGUGGCAACCACACCGCCAACCCCAUCCAGCAGGAAGUGGAGACUCUCACUUCCCACUGGACCCUCUACAUGAACGUGGCCGGCUUCCUGGUGGAUCUCUUCUCGUCCACCCUGCUGGGAGCCUGGAGUGACCGCGUGGGCCGCCGCCCCGUGCUGGUGCUCACCUCCCUCGGCCUGCUGCUGCAGACCGUGGUGUCUGUGUUUGUGGUACAGCUGCAGCUCCACGUUGGUUACUUCGUGCUGGGCCGCAUCCUUUGUGGCCUUCUCGGCGACUUCAAUGGGCUCCUGGCUGCUAGCUUUGCCUCUGUGGCAGAUGUUAGCUCUACCCGAAACCGGACCAUCCGAAUAGCCCUCCUGGAAGCCUGCAUUGGAGUGGCCGGCAUGCUGGCGAGCCUCCUCGGAGGCCACUGGCUCCGGGCCCAGGGUUACGCCAACCCCUUCUGGCUGGCUUUGGCCUUGUUGAUAGUCAUGAGUCUCUACGCAGCAUUCUGCUUUGGUGAGACUGUGAAGGAGCCAAGGGCCACCCAACUCUUCACCCUCCGCCACCAUCGAUCCAUCUUCCAGCUGUAUGUGGAUCCAGCCCCCAAGAAGUCCAGGAAGCAUAUAGCCCUGUACUCACUGGCCAUCUUCGUGGUGAUCACUGUGCACUUUGGGGCCCAGGACAUCCUGACCCUCUAUGAGCUGAGCACGCCCCUCUGCUGGGACUCCAAGCUGAUCGGCUAUGGUUCUGCAGCCCAGCAGCUCCCCUACCUCACCAGCCUGCUGGGCCUGCGGCUUCUGCAGUAUUGCCUGGCCGACGCCUGGGUGGCUGAGAUUGGCCUGGCCUUCAACAUCCUGGGGAUGGUUGUCUUUGCGUUUGCUACCAUCACACCCCUCAUGUUCACAGGGUACGGCUUGCUCUUCCUGUCAUUAGUCAUCACUCCUGUCAUCCGGGCCAAGCUCUCCAAGUUGGUGGGCCACUCCGAGCAGGGUGCUCUCUUUUCUGCUGUGGCCUGUGUGAAUAGCUUGGCUAUGCUGACGGCCUCCGGCAUCUUCAACUCGCUCUACCCAGCCACUCUGAACUUCAUGAAGGGAUUCCCCUUCCUCCUGGGAGCUGGCCUUCUCUUCAUCCCAGCCAUUCUGAUUGGGAUACUGGAAAGGAUUAAUCCGCACCCUGAAUUCCAGCAGUUUCCCCAGAGCCCCUGAUGUGCUUGGGCCAGAGGAGUGGAGCGAGCGUGGCCUGAUUGCGAGUCCAUCCUGGGAUCCCAGCCCCCCUCCCACCCAGCACCUGCACCCUCCCCUUGAAGGACAGCAGCAGGGACCAUCUGGGACAGGGGUCUGUUCACCCUUCCACCAUCCAUCACCUUUAAACCGUCUGAGAAAGGCGGUCUUGUUGGAGGUGACACUUCAGGGCCCGUGAGGGCUGAAGCAUGAGGGCUGGCACCUGUCCAGCCCACACUGCAAAGUGCACGACACUAGGUUCCCCUCUCAUGACUGGCAAUUCUGCUGUGUGGUUAGUGCUGGCCUGGGGGAUGGAAAGCUGUGGGAGGGACCUGGCGCCCCCUGUAGGGAGAAUGCUGCUGUCACUGUGAUUGGAAAUUAAUCCCGAUUAUGGCCCGCCCACACCUGGGUUUAAUGGUGCCCGUCAUCACAAUAAAUCAGUUGAGCCAAGCUGAAAA
Chinchilla lanigera (long-tailed chinchilla) is the source of this 1935-nucleotide messenger RNA. RefSeq names its product solute carrier family 46 (folate transporter), member 1 (gene Slc46a1). The coding region runs from base 83 to 1462 and encodes 459 amino acids. The record is from RefSeq and is a predicted model, not a curated record. The transcript is spliced from 5 exons. Gene Ontology annotation, biological process: transmembrane transport. Gene Ontology annotation, molecular function: transmembrane transporter activity. NCBI's taxonomy places the organism in Eukaryota, Metazoa, Chordata, Mammalia, Rodentia, Chinchillidae. Gene Ontology annotation, cellular component: plasma membrane.